CCUUCGCCACUACGCGAGAGGCCACUGUGCGAGUGUCCGCGUGCUCGUGCGCGCGCUGUUCCCCGGCUAGGCUCCAGGCCGUCGGGAUCUCGCGGAUCCGCCCGGGUCGCGCAAAGCCCGGGGGCGGGGCGGUCACUUGGGUCCCGGUCCCCGUUCGGCGCGUCCGUGGUCCGAGGCGUUUUUUGCAGGUUCCGGGGCUGGAUCCCUGUGGGGCGGGCGGCGGGGAAUGAGAGGGUUCGCGGGGGCCGGGCUGGGGGUCGUGCCAGGGCUGCAGGUGGCGUCCGCCCUUCGGCCUGGGACUCAGCGGCUGGGUUGCGGUGGGCACCGGUGGGCUCCAGCGGUGGGGGGAGGCCCUUCCUCCGCCGCGGCCAGUGCUCAGAGCGCCUUGACGUUUCCGUCCAGACCGGCUCGUACAGGUGGUGUCUCCCACGCGCGUGCCCGGCCGCCCGCGACCUUCGGGACACACGGCCAGUCGUGGGGGCGCCCUGGGAAUGUACGCGGGGCGACCCGAUUGUUCGCCUCCGUCCAGGCUCCACCCAGCUUGCCUCUGCUUUUAUCAGUAGGAUUUUUAACGGGGCGUCUCUACUAACAAAAAACCCAGACAACUUUGACAGUUGCUAAUGCGGUGAGGACAGCGUUGGCCUCAAGCCUUGUCUCUGACUUUGACCCACAACUGCCACUUGAAACAGUCAACUCACAAUUUCUGGGUCUCAGGCUUUUCAUCUGAAAACGAGGGAGUGGCAAGAAAUUACCUUUUCUUCUCUAGCGUGGAAGCUUUUUGCAAUCGUUAAAACACAUUAUUUUAUUGAUUCCUUACUGUUUCAACCACAUGGUGCUGGACUGAAACUGCUUUGCUUGCCUGUUUUCUUGGGUUAAGGAUUUUAAAAUAUGUUCACUGUCGUCAGUUUAGAGUGUACUGAUAAACAGAUUCAAAUGAAAAUCAUUCAUGAUCCCAUCAGCAGGAAAUAGUCACUGCUAACGUUUUGUACAUCCUUUAAUCAAUAAAUGUGUGUAUAUUGUUAAUAACCUUAUUUGUUCCCUUUAAGAAUAAAAAAACAACAAAAUUGGGAAUAUGCUGCAUAUCCUGCUUAAAGCCCUUACAAUCUAUCACAGAUAUGUUAAGUUGAAAUAUUUUGUCCCAAGUGGGGAGUUGGACCUUUCUGUGGGAGUUCUUUCAACUUGCCUCUGAGAUCUUUUCUUUCUCUUCUUUUUCUCCUUAGUCUGCCCUGUUGCCAUCAUCUCUGGACAGGGGACUGUAUCAUGCGUGUACUGGGAAUAUAAACAGGGACUCCCAAGACAUUUGCCCAUCCCUCUUUCUACUGCUGUUGUGGGUCUUGGUCACAGGCCCUGGGGUAGACUGCAUGGAACCAGUGGCCCCAAUCUACCAUUUGUGCAUAUAUCAUCUAUUUGGGGCACAUGAAUUUUUGUGCAGUAUUAGAAUUUGAGUAGACUCCAGGAGUUGGUGAUGGACAGGGAGGCCUGGCCUGCUGCGAUUCAUGGGGUCACAAAGAGUCGGACAGGACUGAGUGACUGAACUGGCUGACUGACUGACUUCCUUAAUGAAUGCUGAAUGCAUCAGAAAAGACAGCAUGGUGUAUAGAACAUCUGGCACAUAGUUGUUGUUUAGUUGCUACAUUGUAUCCGACUGUUUUGGGACCAUAUAGACUGCAGGUCAGCAAGGCUUCUCUGUCCUCAAGAUUUCCUAGGCUAGAUUACUGGAGUGGGUUGCCAUUUCCUUCUCUAGGGGAUCUUCCCAACCCAGGGAUCCCACCUGUGUCUCCUGCAUUGGCGUGCAAGUUCUUCACCACUGAGCCACCAGGGAAGCCUGGCACAUGUUAGGUGAACAUGAGCAUGUCAUGGGGAGAACUGCGGUGCUCUGCAGGAAGCUGCUGAGGGUAUAUAAAGGAAUCAUUUCUUGUGUAACUGGAAAGAACCUCAAUAUGUAUUUCUGAGUUGAUACCAAGGGCUGAAUCACAGGAAGACAUGAAAGGGAAGAGUUUGGUGUCUGAAGUGCUGCUUUAGUGUGUCAUAGGGAUGAGCAAGCUGUGUCUCUGUGGAACUAAGGUGACGGAAUGUGUGCGUGGAGAUAAGAGCUAAUUCCAGGAUGUAUGGUUCACAGAUCCUGGUUCCCCAGAAAUGAGCCUGCUCCUGUGAGACAAGAAAGGCAUUCCCAGCAGAGAAAUUCAUUCCUGGUGUUGAACACUUCACUCCCGAGCUUCAGGAUAAAAGCAGAGGCCACAGAACUGAACAAACCUCAGACUUGCUGAUCAUCUCACACAGGCUGCAGAAAUGACCAUGUUACAGAUUUGGACUCCUUUUAUUUCUUUUUCUUCUCUGAUUGCCAUGGCUAGGACUUCCAAAACUGUUGAAUAAAAGUGGCAAGAGUGGGCAUCUUUGUCUUGUUCCUGAUCUUAGAAGGAAUACUUUCAGCUUUUCACCAUGGAAUGUGAUGGUAGCUGUGGGUUUGUCAUAUAUGGCCUUUAUUAUGUUGAGGGGUCGUUCUCAUUUGAAGAUUUAUCUGUGGACUUCACCCAGAAGGAAUGGCAACUACUGGACCCCUAUCAGAAGGACUUAUACAAGGAUGUCAUGUUGGAGAAUUAUAGCAGUCUCGUGUCACUAGGGUAUGAAGUUAUGAAACCUGGUGUCAUCCUUAAGUUGGAGCAAGGAGAAGAGCCAUGGACAAGAGAUGGAGAAAUUCCAAGUUCAGACUCACUAGAUCAAGUCUUUCAAGUAAAUGGUCACAUGACUUGGCACAAGGAUAACAAGAAGUUUAAAAAUAUGAAACAAGAUCAUGAAUGUUAUGCACUUGGAAAAAAGUUUAAUCUGAGCACAAACUUUAUUCCUUUAAGGAAAUCAAACAAAGAAGGUGACAUAGAUGGGAUAAUUUUAAAACAUCAUUUAGAUUUUCUUAUUCCAAAAGCGAACUAUGGAAGAAUGGAACCAGCUGACUUAAACAUAUUUGAUAAAUUAUUUCUCCAUACCAAGACUGAGGAAACUGAUACUUGGUUAAAAUACUAUGCAUGUGAUAAAGUUAGCUAUAAGAAGUCACAGAUUAUCAUAUAUCACAGAAGUCGUUCAGGGGAGAAACUCUAUGAAUGUAGUGAAUGUAGGAAACGCUUCAGUAAGAAAUCAAGUCUCAUUAAACAUCAGAGCAGACAUAUAAGAGAAAUAGCCUAUGGCUGUGGUAAAUGUGGCAAGACUUUUCCCCAGAAGUCACAGUUUAUUACACAUCAUAGAACUCAUACAGGAGAGAAACCUUACAAUUGUAGCCAAUGUGGGAAAGCCUUCUCCCAAAAGUCACAGCUAACAUCCCAUCAGAGGACACAUACAGGAGAGAAACCAUAUGAAUGUGGUGCGUGUGGGAAAGCCUUCUCCCGGAAGUCACAUCUCAUAUCACAUUGGAGGACACACACAGGAGAGAAACCCUAUGGAUGCACUGAAUGUGGGAGGGCCUUUAGUGAAAAGUCAAAUCUCAUCAAUCAUCAAAGGAUUCAUACAGGAGAGAAACCUUUUGAAUGCAGAGAAUGUGGGAAAGCCUUCAGCAGGAAGUCACAGCUUGUCACACAUCACAGGACCCACACAGGAACAAAACCCUAUGGAUGUAGUGAUUGUAGAAAAGCCUUCUUUGAGAAAUCAGAGUUAAUUAGACAUCAAACAAUUCAUACUGGAGAGAAACCCUAUGAAUGCAGUGAAUGUGGGAAAGCCUUCAGAGAGAGGUCUAGUCUUAUUAACCAUCAGAGAACCCAUACAGGAGAGAAGCCUCAUGGAUGCAUCCAGUGUGGGAAAGCCUUUUCCCAGAAAUCUCACCUCUUAUCACAUCAGAUGACACACACAGGAGAAAAACCCUUUGUAUGCACUAAGUGUGGGAAGGCCUUCAGCAGGAAAUCCCAGCUUGUCAGACAUCAGAGAACUCAUACAGGUGAAAAACCCUACGAGUGCAGUGAAUGUGGGAAAGCUUUCAGUGAAAAAUUAAGCCUUACUAAUCACCAGAGAAUUCAUACAGGAGAAAAACCGUAUGUGUGCAGUGAGUGUGGGAAAGCCUUUUGUCAGAAGUCACAUCUCAUAUCACAUCAGAGGACACACACAGGAGAGAAACCCUAUGAAUGCAAUGAAUGUGGGAAAGCCUUUGGUGAAAAGUCAAGUCUUGCAACACAUCAGAGAACCCAUACAGGAGAAAAACCUUACGCAUGCAGGGAUUGUGAAAAAGCCUUCUCCCAGAAGUCACAGCUCAAUACUCACCAGAGAAUUCACACAGGAGAGAAACCGUAUGGAUGCAGUCUUUGUCAAAAAGCUUUCUUUGAAAAAUCAGAACUAAUUAGACAUCAGAGAACUCAUACAGGAGAAAAACCUUAUGAAUGCAGUGAAUGUAGGAAAGCCUUCAGGGAGAGAUCAAGUCUCAUAAAUCAUCAGAGGACACAUACAGGAGAGAAACCCUUUGAAUGCAGCGACUGUGGCAAAGCCUUCUCUCGGAAGUCACACCUCAUACCACAUCAGAGGACACACACAGGAGAGAGACCCUACAGUUGCAGUGAAUGUAGAAAGGCCUUCUCUCAGAAGUCACAGCUUGUUAAUCAUCAGAGAAUUCACACAGGAGAGAAACCUUUUCAAUGCAGUGAGUGUGGGAAAGCCUUCUCCCAAAAGUCACAGCUUAUUAAUCAUCGGAGAACUCAUACAGUAAAGAAAUCCUAAGAGUGGUGUUAAUAUUAGUCUUUGACAGAGAUCUUACCUCAUCAGUUAUGGUAAAUCUUUCAGAUAAUAGCUACAUCACAUUAUAUAUAUAUAUAUAAUACACUUUUAAGUUAGGAACUCCAAAUAGGUUAUGUCAGGGAAGCUUUCAGCAGAUUAAUGUGUUUAUUAUAUUAGAAUUCAGAGGGAGAAUGACCCUAUGAAUUGCAGUGGAUUUCAAAAACCUUUCAAACCUUUUUCAGUAGAAAAUUAACAGUACAGAAGAAUACUGUGACUAUCAGAAAGCUUUCCAGAGAUCAAAUUUCAUUAGCCAUUGGAAAAAUUCCCACUGAAAAUGAAUCCUAUUCCAGUGAGUUAAGGGAAACUUCAUGAAUACAGCAAGUGAGGUGAUAUUUUCAUCAAGAAAUAACAGCUCAUUGUACAUAAGAAGAUGCCCUCAGGAAUGAAUUCUUUGAAAAUACUAAAUAUAGGACAAUCUUCGGCAAGUAACCCCACCAUGUUGUAUCCUGUGGGUAUACCUAACAGUUUAAAGACACUAGAAAUACAUGCCCCUAGAAAUAAUGCUAUAAUGGAAAGCCAUGCACUCUUUAUAGACAUAGGUACCAAAAAUAACUGGUUCUAAAUUAUAUUAAGGCUCAAGUAUGAAGUUUCUAAAAAUGUGAAUAAAUUGAGUCAUUGGAAUACAAAAUUUCUCCAUGGUAUAUAAUUAUGGCUUAUUUUCCUGUGUCACAGGCUGUGUUUUGUAUUUUGGAAUUACAUAUGGUAAUGUAAUUGGGAGCAUGAGAUGUACAUGCCUUGUAGUGCCUCUGAUGUCUAUCAAGACAUACCACAUGCCACUGGUUUUUCUAUUUUAAUAAUACUAUAAAAAUGAUAACUUGUAGGACAUGUCUUACUGCUCAAUAAGUAGCAUGAGUAAUGUCAACACAUUUCCUUAUGAUUUGUUAGUUUAUAAAAGGCUCUAUUAUUGGCACUGACCUUUCUCUUUAGUAGCAAAAGCCAACAUUAUAUAAAGUCUUUUGGAUCCUAGACUCUGAGAAACAGUUUAUAUGAAAACUGAUUAAUAAGUAUUCUAGUGUAGAACUGCAGAAUGGCAUGAGUAAAUUGUGAGGAGAAUGAACUGUGGCUCUACACUCCUACUCAGUGGCAUUAACUUGGAGCAGAAUGCCCUCCUUGUGUAAUGAGGUGCCUCCAUGCAUCCAGUGUGUGUAUCUUAAGUGCUAUGUCACCCAAGUACAACUUGUAUUUUAAUUUACUGUGAUGAAUUGUCAUGAAUAUUGUGUGCUGCUAUUAUGUUUUUGGUGUUUUGUAAAAUAUUCCGUAAAAGUUAGAUGAAGAAACUAGGUAUUUGAGAAUCACUGUCCAGAGAAUAUAAAAUAUAAAGGAUUUUGUGGUGAGAACCAUAUUUUUGAUGUAUCCCAGGAAGCCUAUUUUGCCUUCCUGCAGAUUUCUGUGAUUACCAGACAGGUAUCAGAAAUCAAGCUUUUUAUUAUUUCAUCACUGGAAAUGUUAGUGUUUCACUUGCCUUUCACCUGUUGUAUCAUGCACAUGAGAAAGUUCCCAUGUGUGCUUACCAUUUUAUAAGGGUGGUUCCUUCUGAAAAUGCAUGAACCAUGCCUAGGUUUAUUUAGAAUUUUGUAGCAAUCUCUUUAUAAUGUUGUUCGACAAAAUCAACUAUGUUUUUUGUAUGAUGGUGAAAUUCAGAAAAGUCUAGCAUUGACCUUGUUUCCAUACUUGAAAAAAUCAGGCCUUCUCUCAUGCACAAGUCGUCUUACCAGUGUGGUGUUUGGUACCUUUGAUUCUAGCAGUAAUUUUUUCUUUACCUACAAUUUUACAUCAUUGUUGGAAAAUUGGAAUACUAAAUAAAUGAGGGUAAUUUUAUGAACUAUUGUACCAGAAUUUCAACAAAGUCCUAUUUCCCAAAUUUUUAUUCAUACAUAAAUUUAUGGACUUCCUACUUUUCUCCCUAAUACCUUAAGGUCAUUUUACCGGGUUGGUGAAACAGACCUUUGUAAAGGAACGAGUAGUUACCGUGUGGUGUUUUACUUUGUGGGUUGUUGGGUUUUGUUUUGUGUCCCCCCCCCCCCAACCCCCAUUUUUUUCUUUUCCGUCUAUCCUGGGUCUCUUUCCUCAGCCCAGUGAUUGACUUGUUGGGUCUUGGAUUCAGCUGAGGAGUCUGUUGUCUAAAAACUUCCUAGUUUUGCUCACUCCUGUUCUAGAUUAUUUUUGAACUACUAAGCAGUUAAUAUUAGAACUUCCUUUAUGAGAUGAUAAAACUUCACUGGCCUUUUGAUCGAAUCCCAAGGGCGAAUGUGUUUCCUAAGGAUCUGAUGUCAGUCAUCCUGUGUCAGGGCUGAUGCUGGCAGCAGGGGUUUUGUUUAUCAAAAUACCUGAUGUUCCACAUCCCAGGUGUGUGGUGUAGAACUCACCUGGCAUUCUGUCUUCUGAAGGGUCACAAGAGGCCUCUGAUUCUGAAAUUAGAAAUUCUUAGUGUCACGUUUUUAAGUCACCUUGGUAAACCACAAAAAUAUAUUUCCCCUCACCGAUUCCUACUACAAAUGCUGCAUCAAGAAGAAAGCCAAUUUUAAAGUUAGGCUGGAUUUACUUAUGGUUUUGUGAAGCUCAAUAAAUGACAUUUAGAUGGAAUACUUGAGGAGGAGCAUCUCCUUUCCCUUCCUCUUUCACCACCCAGGUUCCUCCAUUGGUGUGGAAGCAAUCCUGCAGAGCACACUUUCUAUUCUAUUCCUUACACUAAGUACUGGAUCUUCUAGAGGUCCCAUCUAUGAAUUCUGAGACCUAUACCAGGAUUGCCUUGUGUUCAGCUUUUCUUUGUGGGCUUUGAUAUUUUCAGACACCAUUAUCUGUAUGGAUCUGUAUGUUCCUGAUAUUUUGAUUUCAUGUGACAUUUUCAUCACAUGUAGAACCCUGAGAUGAAAUGAACCCAAAGAAUACCAGACAUAUCUACCAAUAUCUGUAUUACAUAGCAAAGUAUACAUCCAUAGACAUUUGGACCCUACACUUGAGAUCUCAGUCAUUUGGUCAUUUACUCCAGUAUGUACCCAGAUUGUCAAUUUCAUUGAGUUUGUCAGUCUACAAACAUGAUACCAACAAGCUUUCAGAUGCUGAGCACCUAGUGCUGGCCUGCAUGCCAGUUAACUAACUCAGCCAUUACUUUUGCAGCUGUAUGCAUAUUUUUUGCCCUUUUCAUCCUUUCAGUCCAUUUUUUGCACUUAUAUAUACUAGUUAUUUUAAGAUGCAAUUCUGAUUAUACACUCUUGUAUUGAAAUAUCAUGUGGCUAAUUGUAGGCUUGGCUUCCCAGGUGGUUCAGUGGUAAAGAAUCCGCCUGCCAUUGCAGGAGACACAGGAGACAUGGCUUCAGUCCCUGGAUCAGGAAGAUCCACCUGGAGAAGGAAUGGCAACCCAUUCCAGUAUUCUUACCUGGCAAGUCCCAUGGACAGAGGAGCCUGGUGGGCUACAGUCCAUGAGGUUGCAAAGAGUUGGACAUGACUGAGCACAUGCGUGUGCGCGUGCGCACACACACACACACACAUUGUGGAUUUAAGGUGUAAUAUCCUCAUGGUAUAUGAGGACUUUUAUACAAAACCAUACCUGUUCAUAAUUUCUGAAUACUUUAUCUUUCCUCUUACAGUUUUGGUUUUGUUUUGUUUUUGCUUCCUUAAACUACUUGAGAGUUCCACAAUCUCUCAUUUUACGCUUUUAUGUGUGUGUGCUUUUUUGUUGAUCUACUGCCACUGAAAUGCCCUUGUUCCUUGUUAAUACCUAUUCAACCUAUGUGAACUUGUACAUGUAUUUGUCACUGGUGAUACAAUUGUUGCAUGUUUUAUCUUUCCCAUUAGGAAGCUUCUGGAAAGCUAGGACUCUUGUUUGUCUAUAUAAUUUUAACAACCGAAGCUUUGGUUCAUAAGUGUGAGUGGUGUCAGUGGCUGUGUUUUCUACCACAUGAGGAGGCAUAGCUGCAAUGAGAGAAGUGUGAAGCCACCACGGAAGCCAAGUCAUGAGCAUCCUGGCUGGGUUCCAGGAUCUGGUUCUUGUCUUGAAGUCUGGCUUCAUCUCUGCCAUUUUCUUGCCUUGAUUAUUGGACUUUUCUGUGAGAUAUCCCAAAUAUCCUUAUAAUAAAUCCCCAUGUUUGUUUCAGCUGG
Molecule: messenger RNA, 8844 nt
Organism: Dama dama (fallow deer)
Lineage: Eukaryota; Metazoa; Chordata; Mammalia; Artiodactyla; Cervidae
Gene: ZNF84
Product: zinc finger protein 84
Exons: 8
Coding region: 2440-4689 (749 amino acids)
Biological process (GO): regulation of transcription by RNA polymerase II
Molecular function (GO): DNA-binding transcription factor activity, RNA polymerase II-specific; RNA polymerase II cis-regulatory region sequence-specific DNA binding
Source: RefSeq, a predicted model, not a curated record